This is a messenger RNA of Sebastes umbrosus (honeycomb rockfish), 3026 nucleotides long. Its product is annotated as junctophilin-1-like. The record is from RefSeq and is a predicted model, not a curated record. Lineage: Eukaryota; Metazoa; Chordata; Actinopteri; Perciformes; Sebastidae. Gene Ontology annotation, cellular component: endoplasmic reticulum membrane; junctional membrane complex; plasma membrane. The transcript is spliced from 7 exons. The coding region runs from base 275 to 2284 and encodes 669 amino acids.
UACUUCAGGGCGGGAGUACAGUCUUCCAGCAGCACAGCUCUGGAGCGACUCUGGCAGCCGUGGCGGCCGCCUCUCACCCUCCCACGUCCCGCUCUCAGUACCCGGGCAGUGCGCUGCUGAUGCCGCCAUCACUCCCCCGUUCACCCUCACUACCUCCGCUGAACAGCUCCUCUCUUCACCGGGGCUUUCACCUGUUACCCGUUAACCGCGAAACAACAACUCUGGACAUCCCAAUAAGCCACCGAGUAGUGCUCCUCGUACCCUCCGUGUCUGAAUGACGGGUGGUCGGUUCGACUUCGACGAUGGUGGCACCUACUGCGGAGGCUGGGAGGACGGCAAAGCCCACGGCCAGGGUGUGUGCACCGGACCCAAGGGCCAGGGCGAGUACUCGGGCUCCUGGUCCAACGGCUUCGAGGUGGUCGGGGUCUACACCUGGCCCAGCGGGAACCUGUACCAGGGCUACUGGGCGCAGGGGAAGCGCCACGGACUCGGCGUGGAGAGCAAGGGGAGGUGGAUUUACCGCGGAGAGUGGACCCACGGGUUCAAGGGCCGGUACGGGGUCCGGCAGAGCCUGAACACACCGGCCAGGUACGAGGGCACCUGGAGCAACGGACUGCAGGACGGGUACGGCGUGGAGACGUACGGGGAUGGAGGUACGUACCAGGGCCAGUGGACCGGUGGGAUGCGUCAUGGCUACGGCGUGCGUCAAAGUGUUCCAUACGGAAUGGCCUCAGUCAUCCGCUCACCUCUACGGACCUCGUUGUCUUCCCUCCGCAGUGAGCAGAGUAACGGUACAGUCCUGCGUGACAGCCUGUCCGACAGCCCCGCCGGCACACGCGGCGGCUUCGUACUCAACUUCCACUCGGACGGAGAAGGUUCAGAGAAGAAGAAGGGUCUUUUUCGCCGCGGCUCCCUCUUUGGGAGUCUUCAGCGACUGCGCAAAUCGGACUCGCGCUCGUCGAUUUCCAGCAAGCGCAGCUCGGCGCACAGCGACACCAACAUGAGCCGCAUCAGCUCGAGCGACGCAAACUCCACCAUCAGCUUCGGAGACGGAGACCCCGUCGAUGACUACCUGCCUCUGGAGGACAACGUGGACGCCACCACCACCGAGUCCUACAUGGGCGAGUGGAAGAACGACAAGCGCAGCGGCUUCGGCGUCUCCGAGCGCUCCAACGGCAUGAAGUACGAAGGCGAGUGGUUGAACAAUAAGCGCCACGGCUACGGCUGCACCAUCUUUCCCGACGGAAGGAAGGAAGAAGGGAAGUACAAGAACAACGUGCUGGCCCGCGGCAUCAGGAAGCAGCUGAUCCCGCUGAAGAACACCAAGACCAAACAGAAGGCGGAUCGAGCCAUCGAGGGAGCAGUGAGAGCAGCAGCUAUCGCCAGAACCAAAGUAGAGAUUGCCAUCUCCAGGACGUCCCAUGCGCGGGCUAAAGGAGAGACAGCAGACCAGGCUGCACAGUCAGCCGGUCAGGAUUCUGAUAUCGCCAGAGCCGUGGCCAGAGAGCUGUCCCCGAACUUCCAUCAGCCAGGCCCUGACUACGUACGGCAGAAGUACAACGAGCCAGUGGAAGUGAAGGAGGUUGUGGAGGAGAAAAAGGAGAAAUCUCCAUCAGGGAGCCCUCAUUUCUACCGGAAAGGCACAACGCCCGACCCGUCUCCGUCUCCGAGCCCAGUUCCCAGCCCCACUCCUUCACCCGUUGCUGCUGUUAAAAAGAGCUUUUUUAGCAGUAAAACUCCCGCCGCUAUUGCUCCUGCUGGGAAAGAGAACGCAACCCCAACAGCUGAAUCUUUGACAGCAGGCAUAACAAAGGCAGCAUCAAAUGUUUCUCUCAGACAGGAAGUGAGGCAACAGGAGGCUCCUCCAGCCACGACAGCCAGCAGUUACCCCAGCAACGGGCAGAUUCACUCCCAGUACCACGGUUACUAUGUCAAGGCGGAUGUCAAGAGUCCGCCACCCGAGGAACCAAUCGGCGUGGAGGACGAACUUCAUCCGUCGAGCUAUGCGUCCUUGCCCCCACCUGCCAAAAAGAUGUGGGCGCCAGCGCCAAAAUCCCUGCCGGCCCCGAGCCCUUCACCAGAGAGCACCAAAGCACCGGAGCCUCCCAAGCCAAAAAGAGUGGAAUCAACGAGACCAAAGAGCCUCGCAGAAACCAAGAAAGCUAGUAUGGAAAUAGCUCCUGAAAUUGUAGAGGAGGAGUCGGGCCCGAACUCUGUCUUGGUGGCUCUAGUGAUGCUGCUGAACGUAGGUCUAGCAAUCAUUUUUGUCCAUUUCCUCACCUGACCAAAUCUGAACUCAGUGGACUCGUCCAAACUAGUCGCCCAAGUCGCUAACUCUCCAUCAGCCAAAGGGGCCUUUUAAAAAAAAAAAAAAGGCGCCCCUCAGAACGGCAGACACGGGCAAAACAGAGGACUGAAAAUAGACGAGUGAAGGUGGAGAAGAAGUGGGGGGGUGUGGGGGACGACACAUGGAGGAGAGAGAGAGAGGGGAAAAAGCAGAGAGAGAGAAAGAUGAAACCUCCACCACCUCCACCCCCCGCACCCCCUCUCCUCUCUCUCUCUCUGGAUGGACUGAAUGACUGUCUUUGGUGCCCGAGUCCAACUUGAUUGGACUGGCGAUGAUUUGUGACUCCACUUAGAGUGCAGUGAAAGCUGAAGCAAGCGGUCGCUGGCUGGAAAUGGGCCCCUGAGCCCCAACUAUGGAUUCUCUAUCAGGCUUAGAAAUAACAGGAGGCCUGGAGAGUGGAGUGAAUGUGAGUGAGUGUGAGGCCUGGCAUCUCUGCUGCCUAUAAAUGCUGCGAUGUGUGUGUGUGUGUGUGUGUGUGUGUGUGUGUGUGUGUGUGUGUGUGUGUGUGUGUGUGUGUGUGUGUGUGUGUGUGUGUGUGUGCGUGCGUGUGUGUGUGUGUGCGUGUGUGUGUGCUUGUCUGUCUGGAGCUCCAUUUCCAUCCAACUGUUCAGCAAAUUUGGAAGUUUUUUGAAAUGCUGCAAUAAAAAGUUUGGGAAGAGAAUUUGUUUCCUAAAUGAUC